AUGGAUAUAAAAAGAGUAAGUAAAUAAAACGAUCUACAUCUUGUUUUAUGUCGUUGUAGAUGAAGAAUAAGGUUGAUGACUCCAAUUGGAGGAUCACGCCCUAUCGGAAUGGGAACAGUCCGAGGUACACGUUCGACGAGAUUGUGGCUGACAGGUAUGAGAUGAAAUAAAUUUCAAUUUAAGCACAAAUAUUAUUUUAUUUGUUUCAGUUUCGACAGCGUCAAGAAGUUGGGGAUAAAUGCGAGCCAUUGCCAGUUGUAUGAAAUGUACAACCCAAAUCUGGGAAGACUUCGCCGAAGUCACACUUACAGUGCAUUGGCACCUACCAACGGCAUGAAAUUCUUGUAAAAUCAGCUACAUUAUUUCAGAGAUCAGGACUUUCGUUUUGUCAUCAAAAAUAUUUUUCCUAAAUUUCAGUGACCGAUAUGUGCCCCCAGACAUGAGACCUUACAGCCCAUACAAACCGAAGCAAUCAGAAUGGAAGCUGACUUCAGAGAAGCAGACCAAGACCAUCCACACCCCGGCCAACAUUACCUCCGACAGUCCGCAGAUCCCCCUUCCCCUCACUCAUCGCCGCCAAUACCCAGUUCCCGCUGAUCCUACAAGAUAUGAGAACUUUGCGACUUAUUGGGGAGGUCGCGCUCGGGGUUUAGAAUACACUCAGCACUCUCUGCAUGACCCUGAUUACGAUACUUACGGUACCACCGAAGAUCGGAGAUACCAUCGCUUAUAUUGGGCUCCUCAAUUAAUCGAGAAACAGCCGACGGCACGACAUGCCCGACAAGUGAUCAUGAUACCUUACUAUUAA
Bursaphelenchus xylophilus (pine wood nematode) is the source of this 808-nucleotide messenger RNA. NCBI's taxonomy places the organism in Eukaryota, Metazoa, Nematoda, Chromadorea, Rhabditida, Aphelenchoididae. The record is from the annotation of a GenBank genome assembly.